AUGUACGCCGUCGAGGAUAGACAUCAUCCCGUUCCGCCUCCUCUGUCAAUGGAUCGCAUCUCAGCUCCGACCGGAACUCCCUACCCGUCUAACCCGCUACGGUCCGAUCAGCUAGGAUCCGUCUCUCAGAGACAUGAGGGUCGGAUUUAUUCAUUACAAGUGGUGCAGCAGCCCAUCCGAGCUCGCAUGUGUGGUUUUGGUGACAAGGACCGGCGACCGAUCACCCCUCCUCCAUGCAUUCGUCUGAUCGUGCGUGACGAGUUCACGGACAAAGAAAUCGACAUCAAUGAAAUCGAUACCUCCUUCUACGUCCUCACCGUCGACCUAUGGAAUGCCGACGGUACCAACGAAGUCAACCUCGUCAAGCACUCCGCUACCUCUCCCUCCAUCUCUACCGCCAUGUCCUCUUCUUACCCUCCCCCACCACAGAGCAUGUCUCCGACCUACCCAGCGACCUACAAUCAGGCCCCCUACAACUACCCUCAGAUGGGCAACUACUACAGUGGUCAGCAGGUGGCAUACCAGAACCAAUACGGUCAGCCAGUGUCCUACCCACAAUACUACGCCGGCGGCCAGAUGCCCGCAUCGAUGUCGCCCGCAGCGCAACCCGUGUCGGGAGGACCAGGUGGAAUGUUCACGCGGAACCUGAUCGGCAGUCUCAGCGCCAGUGCCUUCCGAUUGACAGAUCCGGAUAAUAAAAUCGGAGUGUGGUUCAUUCUGCAAGAUCUGAGUGUGCGGACAGAAGGCACCUUCCGUCUGAAAAUGAGCUUCGUCAAUGUCGGCACGCCAUCGACGGAAUCCACAAACGGCGCGCCGGUGAUCAACCACGGAACCGCACCAGUGCUAGCCUCCGUUUUCUCCGAACCGUUCCAAGUCUUCUCCGCCAAGAAAUUCCCCGGCGUCAUCGAAAGUACACAACUCAGCAAAUGCUUCGCGCUACAGGGAAUCAAGAUCCCCAUCCGCAAGGACGGAGUAAAAGGUCCCCGCGGCCGAGGCGGCGAUGGAGACGACGAUGACGAAGGCGACUAUUAA
Messenger RNA from Penicillium canescens, 1032 nucleotides. Its product is annotated as velvet factor family protein. NCBI's taxonomy places the organism in Eukaryota, Fungi, Ascomycota, Eurotiomycetes, Eurotiales, Aspergillaceae. The coding region runs from base 1 to 1032 and encodes 343 amino acids. The transcript is spliced from 4 exons. The record is from RefSeq and is a predicted model, not a curated record.